GAGGUAACAAAGGGUAAGUUAUGAGAGGGGCAGUAAGGGGAGAGGGAAGGAAUGCAGGAAAGACGAUAACAGAAUUGAAAUGACUUAGCCCCUGAAUUGGCAAGAGUAGCUAGGGCUGGGGAGGAGGUACCAGUACAGCUGGGAUGACAGGAAAGAGCUGGUAAGGGAAUAAUGAUAGUACUUGCUAAUGUCCUAUAGCCAUCAGACAAGACUUCAUGGAGGAGGCUGAACUUGUACUUACUAUGUGUCUGGCACUCUUGGAAGUCAUCAUUCAGCUACAACCUGAACACUUCAUUCAAUCAACCAGAAAAUCAUCAAUUUUUCACUGGACACAGCUCAAUGGCCUCCCAGAAGAAGAACCUUCAAGGUCUGGUUGCUGCAACCAUCACGCCGAUGACCGAGCAUGGAGAAAUCAACCUUUCAGUCAUUGGUCAGUACGUGGAUUAUCUUGUGGAAAAACAGGGAGUGAAGAAUAUUUUUGUGAAUGGCACCACAGGAGAAGGCCUGUCUCUGAGCAUCUCAGAGCGCCGCCAGGUCGCAGAGGAGUGGGUGACAAAAGGAAGGAACAAGUUGGAUCAAGUGGUAAUUCAUGUAGGAGCCCUGAGCUUGAAGGAGUCCCAAGAACUGGCCAAACAUGCAGCAGAAAUCGGGGCCGAUGGCAUCGCUGUUAUUGCACCUUUCUUUCUCAAGCCACAGAACAAAGAAAGGAAAGUACAACUUCCAAUGAAGUGAUUUGCAGACACUGCAAUGACCUCACUGCUUUCCUAAAGGAGGUGGCUGCUGCUGCCCCGGCGCUGCCAUUCUAUUACUAUCACAUCCCUGCCUUAACGGGGGUAAAGAUUCGUGCUGAGGAGCUGCUGGAUGGGAUUCAGGAGAAGAUCCCCACCUUCCAAGGGCUGAAAUUUAGCGACACAGAUCUCCUAGACUUCGGACAGUGUGUUGAUCAGAAUCGCCAGCGACAGUUUGCUUUCCUUUUCGGGGUGGAUGAGCAACUGCUGAGUGCUCUGGUGAUGGGAGCAACGGGAGCAGUGGGCAGUACCUAUAACUACCUGGGGAAAAAGACAAACCAGAUGUUGGAGGCUUAUGAGCGGAAGGACUUCUCUUCAGCCCUGAAUGAUCAGUUUUGUAUUCAGAGAUUUAUCAACUUUGUGAUCAAACUAGGUUUUGGAGUGUCACAGACCAAAGCCAUCAUGACUCUGGUGUCUGGGAUUCCAAUGGGCCCACCCCGGCUCCCACUGCAGAGAGCCUCCAAGGAGUUUAUUGAUAAUGCAGAAGCUAAACUGAAGAGUCUGGGUUUCCUUUCUUUUACGGAUUUAAAGAAUGGAAACUUGGAAACCUCUAGCUAAUGCCACUCUAUCAAGUCAGGGUGUGUACAUUGGGAUGUAAUCCACCUUGAAUCGUGCAUUCAUUUCUCAAGGACUUUAUAGACGAGCUUGAACUAAAUUCUUUCCCAGCAAAUGAAAUCUCCCAUCAAAUCAACAAGUAUUUAAGUACCUAUUAUGAUCUUUAAAAAGUUUUAUUUUUGUGAAGGGACAAAAACUCCAAAAGGAUCCAUGAGCCCUGAGUCAUUCAGUAUUGCACAAAAUUUUCAUGGAGAAAUUUCUGCUUCUAUGGAUGAAAUGGAAUCAAGAGGGAAAUUGUAAUUAAUUCCAUUUGCUUUCGGAGCUCCCAUUAUCUUGAUUUCUGGUUCUCAAUCCUCUCUUCAAGUUUUCUCAUCUUCAACCACUUGUAAUGUACUUUCAUUUCAAUAAAUAUUCAUUUGGAAUCUA
Messenger RNA from Myotis lucifugus (little brown bat), 1769 nucleotides. It is a transcript of the gene NPL, whose product is annotated as N-acetylneuraminate pyruvate lyase. Lineage: Eukaryota; Metazoa; Chordata; Mammalia; Chiroptera; Vespertilionidae. The record is from RefSeq and is a predicted model, not a curated record. Gene Ontology annotation, molecular function: N-acetylneuraminate lyase activity; 4-hydroxy-tetrahydrodipicolinate synthase activity. Bases 216 to 1346 code for a protein of 376 amino acids. The transcript has 13 exons. Gene Ontology annotation, biological process: N-acetylneuraminate catabolic process.